AUGUGUGCGCCUCGGUACGUGUCAGGCACACCGAACAGCAUGGGGGGAUCGCCGCUCACAUACCGGCGCGUGGACAAGCAGAUUACUGCUAGUAAUUCUACGGGGAGCAAUGGGACUCCGCAAGAACAUGACGGCCGAUCGUCCCCACUCCGUGGUGCCCCACAUUCGCGGGCAGAGUCACCGACUGACCCCAACCCUACGCCGGAAUCACAGCAGAGCAUUUUCACUCAAGGCUGGUCUCCUGAGUCCCUCCACCAUCAGACCGAAACCGUCAGCCUGACGCCUGAGGCGUCCCCAUAUGGAUCCCUCAGCGAACAGGUAGGAGCCGGCGACCCGGUGGGUGCGGGACUAUUGCCUGGGUUCCCAACAAGAGGGGACGAAGGCCUCUUCAUGGCUCUUGAAGAUGUGUCGCCCCCGAGAUCCCCUUCUGAGACGACCGGAUCGUUCAUGCUGACCGGUGAUAUGUUCCCCUCUUGGUCGCCCAGCGGACACCUGGAAACACGCGACCUUGUGGCCGCGGGACUCUUGCCUGAGUCCCCCACAGGAGGCGGAGGCCUCGUCAUGGGACUUGAGGGGCUGCCUCCAAGCCUUCCGUUUGAGGGGACCGCAUCGUUCAUGACGACUGGGGGGGGAAUGCCGUCAGAAUCAUUCAGCGGAAGGCUAGGAACGGGGAACCGGAUGGCUCAUGGGCUUUCGCCUCGGUCUCCCACCGGAGCGGACGGCGGCCACUACAUCCCUCUGGAAGAGGUGUCGUCUGGACCCCCAUCUGACGGGACCGGGUUGGUCAUGAACACAGAAGAAGAGUCCCCACGCUCAACCAGCGAACAGGUAGAAACAGACGCCUCAAUAGCUGGGGGACUGUCGCAGGGGUCCCCUACAGGAGGGGGCGGAGGCCUCGUCAUGGUUGUGGAGGAGGUGUCGUCUGGCCCCGCAUCUGACGGGACCGGGUUGGUCAUGAACACAGAAGAAGAGUCCCCACGCUCAACCAGCGAACAGGUAGAAACAGACGCCUCAAUAGCUGGGGGACUGUCGCAGGGGUCCCCCACAGGAGGGGGCGGAGGCCUCGUCAUGGUUGUGGAGGAGGUGUCGUCUGGCCCCGCAUCUGACGGGACCGGGUUGGUCAUGAACACAGAAGAAGAGUCCCCACGCUCAACCAGCGAACAGGUAGAAACAGACGCCUCAAUAGCUGGGGGACUGUCGCAGGGGUCCCCCACAGGAGGGGGCGGAGGCCUCGUCAUGGUUGUGGAGGAGGUGUCGUCUGGCCCCGCAUCUGACGGGACCGGGUUGGUCAUGAACACAGAAGAAGAGUCCCCACGCUCAACCAGCGAACAGGUAGAAACAGACGCCUCAAUAGCUGGGGGACAGUCGCCGGUUAUCCCCUCCAGCGUGGAAGGAGACCUCUACAGAGCUCGGGAGGCGGUGUGGCGAGGCCCUUCACCUCAGGGGACCGGAUCGGUGAUGAUGAGAGGCGAGGGGCUCCCGUCAGGGUCGCUUAGCGAGCAGACAGGAACAGGCACCUCGAGUACUGAGGGACUGUUGCCGGGGGCCCGGACAAGAGGGGGCGAAGGCCACUUCAUGGCGUUGGAGAGGGCAUCACCUGAACUACCCAGUGGACUGAGAGUGUCAGACACUACCGGGACUGGUGUCGCGCCGGCAGGGUGCUUCGGGGAACGGGAGAUAACACUCAUUGGGCCCGUUGCGAGAUCGGGAGUGCUCACCUCUCCCGAUGAGGUGCAAAUAGCGAUCGAGGACCUCGUGCGGAGGUCCGACUGGGCCAGAGCGCGUUUGAUAGCCGCAAGGAACCGAGUGCUUGCUGACCAUGCGCUGCAUGGGACGCAUGUCGACACCGAUACACUACACAGAGAACACGAACAGGAGAGAACCGCGCAGAAAGAAGUCCCUGGGACCGUGGAUUUAUCAACAAAAAGAAGCCAGCCAGAGGGCAGUCCGGCGAGAGCUCCAAUGGCGUCUCUGCGUACAAGUGCAGAAGAACUGCAAGACGCUCCGUCGAGAAUGGAUCUUGUCACUGCCCAAAUCAGAGCGGCGACAGGCGACCUGUUCGCCAGGGUUGCAGGGGGCAACCCGCCAGGCACAGAGGAUGCGCUGUUUCAUCCCCAGCAACAAGGUGAUCCAACCGUCGCUGCAAUGCAGAUGCACUGUAGCCUGGCGCCGGACGGCACCCGUAUGCAAGUGUUCUCCGCGCAUGAGGACCGUCCCACCUCCCAUGUACACGCCGAACACACUGAAGCGGAGAUGGAAGUGGUGUUACGUGAAAUACGGAGCAUAAGAGCAAGGAGACGCCGAGUGGCGAAAAAUGCAGCAGCAGCUAGGGAUCGCCUGCGACGAUCACAGGAGAGCAGACCCGCCGGAAGGUCUGAGGAGGCGGAGAUGUGGGAAGAGGAUUUUGAAAAACUUGUCCGGUCUAAAGAGGCACUCGUCGAGAAAAUCGACCGAGAUCUUGAAUGCAAGAGAUCCCAGCUCGCAGAGCUCCGUUCUGCGUUGAUUGCGAGAUCUCCAUGGGCUCAGUCAUUCAGUCGGACGCGGGAAACAUCUGAGGCAUCGGCAUCACAUGCAAGUCUUACUCGUGAAGCCAGUACGCAAAAAGGAGAUCUUCCCAGUGACGCAGCCUCGACCACAGGCACUCCUCCUGUUUGUUCCACCGUCGCACAGUCGGGCCCGCGGCACCGUGUCACCCGAUUCAUACGGAGCUCGCGGGAAACAGACUUCACUGAUGAGGGAGCCCCGCUCUUGCACCAAGGCUCUUGGCUACGCACAAUGGGACACGCGAUGGCGCCCUCAGCAGGCGCGGAUCCGCAGCCAGCAGAAGACUUCGCUGCAAUCUCAGAUGCCGCGGAGAGGCGCGAGAGCCCUACCGUGCGGCCAGUGUCAUCAGCGUCGUCUUCUACACCAUACGACACGUUCGUCGGAAUGCCGGCGGCUGAGGCAUCUCUCACUGCGGAAUUCCGAAAGCGCCCGCAUGCCGGGAAGGGUUCAGGCGUCGUGCAUCCAGCAUCGGCUGUAGUCGAAGGAGCCUUUCAGUCCCUAACAGAAGACGUCCAACAUGGUCCCAUUGAACCCGAGCCAAAAAAAAGACGAAACCGGCGUUUUCCACGGAUGCCUCGACGGCUACGACGCGAGUCCGCCGAUGAGGGCGGCGUCGAUGAGGCACCCGAGUGGAUACUGGAUUAUCCCUCGGCAGAAACUGGACAUGAAACACUGGGCGAAGGCGUAAGUAGGAACGAGCAGGCGCAGGGGCGUGCCGCGGGCGGCUUUUUCGGGACAUCACGGUCUUCUGGCCCGGCCGCCUUACCUUUGGAUCCGCCGCCUGUCUUCGCGCGCGUAGAACCUCCGGCUCCUCUAAGGGCGGCCCGAGAGAUGGCACUGCAACUUCCGUGCUCGUACGCUGCAGACUGGGAGCUGAGGAGCCACCUACAAGACUUCGAUACUUUGUCACAGCAGCGUGUAAUUCGCAGAACUGGGCCGCCCCUGGUGGCGCCUGUAGAGUACCUGUCACGCAGUCAGCCCACAGAGCAUCGCAGAACCAAGGAUCCUCUGCUGCGGGUUCGAUCGCCAUUGGAGACCCCUGAUUCCUUGAUAGCAGGAAUGUGGUGGGGUGGGUCGAAUCCCGCUUCGAUUAGCGCAAGCGGAAUACCUACCCCUGCCUACGACUCACUGCGUUAUAGCGGAGCGCAGCCGCUACCGCUUCUUCCACCCCCGCCCUCCUUCACGCGGCUCGCCGACCCGGACAACCCCGAAAGGCGCGGAUGGAGCGCACUGACAUGGCCCUCGCUUGCUCUAAGAGGCUUUCCGCCGUUACCUUGGGCACCGGUUCCUAGGCUGGAUUGUUCGACCGAUUGGGUCCGUCAUUUUGUAGCAACCACCGCGCAGUCUGCUUACCACGUAGAAGCGUGCAGCGUUUCGGCCACGCCCUUCCGUUCGGCCCUCGUGGCAGGUUUAGAUGGGAGCUCCGGCGAGUUUGCUGGGCAGACUAACGAUCGCCAGCGGGCAUCUGCGCAGGGUAGAGUCCAGCCAGGCUCGGCGCCGGGCGAGCAGACUACCGCCAUUCGGCCACGGCGAAGGGGCGGUGUACGACGGCGAUACAAAGACUACUAG
This is a messenger RNA of Besnoitia besnoiti, 4113 nucleotides long. RefSeq lists its product as uncharacterized. The record is from RefSeq and is a predicted model, not a curated record. Bases 1 to 4113 code for a protein of 1370 amino acids. Lineage: Eukaryota; Apicomplexa; Conoidasida; Eucoccidiorida; Sarcocystidae. The transcript has 4 exons.